Molecule: messenger RNA, 1200 nt
Organism: Pseudoliparis swirei
Lineage: Eukaryota; Metazoa; Chordata; Actinopteri; Perciformes; Liparidae
Product: ubiquitin-associated protein 1-like
Exons: 5
Coding region: 1-753 (250 amino acids)
Biological process (GO): ubiquitin-dependent protein catabolic process via the multivesicular body sorting pathway
Cellular component (GO): ESCRT I complex
Molecular function (GO): ubiquitin binding
Source: RefSeq, a predicted model, not a curated record
AUGGUUACCGUGAGGACAACGAAGCCUCCUCUACCGAAGACGCCCCUCCAUCAAGAGCAGAGAGCGGCCCCGGAGCGCCGCACCCAAAGACCAGCUGUCCAGAAGCCUCAGGGGCCACAGAGGCUCUUCGCCGUCCCUUCAAGACGGCAGACCGCGCGGCCUGGAGCAGCGCCGGGCCCAGCAGGCCGGCCCCCUCCCUCACUGGCAGAAGACCAGCAAAAAGAAGCUGCGUUCACAGGCCUCGGUGGGCAGGAAGGACUCCCAGGACACGCCCCCCGCUCCCUUUCCACCAGGAGGCACCAGCAACGACCCUCCUCCGCAGGGCCCGUCGGCUCAAACUACGGACAGAAGGCACUGAGGGCCGGUGGCUCUCGAGGGCUUUUCUUUGACUCGUCAGCGGAGUUGUUGUCGGCACUCAGCGAGGAAGAGAGGGAGCUCCUCGAAACCAUCACAGGGAGGGGCUUCCCUUUACGCACGGCCAUUCUGGCUCUGCAAAAGACCGGCUACCACAGCCCACAGAAGAUCCUGAAAUACCUGGUGGCCAGUGAGCGUCUGUGUGAGCUGGGUUACGCUGAAGCUCAGGUGGAGGAGGCCUUGGACAUGUUUCAGAACUGUGAAAGCCAGGCUGCUGAGUUCCUGCAUCUCCUGACUCAGUUUAAUGAGAUCCAGCCCAAUGCGAUCAAAGAAGUGCUGCUGCUCCAUGAAAAUCACCGCGAGAGGGCUCUCGAAGAACUCAUGACCCGCAUAGCUUAAACAUAACUUCUUCCCACUUCUAGUCGGCAUGGAGAAUGGAUUUUAUUCUACAAUACAAUGUGUGAAAUGUACUCGCAUGUAUACAUUAUGUGGUCAAAGCAAUAUACUUAACAUAUACUGACCUCUGACUCCAACUAAACUACACCCUGAGCAACGCAACCAUUUAGAAGCCGUAGGUCACUAAAGGGGAAAUUAUCUUUUCUCAUAUUGAAUAAAUAAGUAAAAAUGUCAAAUAGUUUAAAUAUACAGGUCGAGUUGUCGAUUCACACUUAAAUUUUUUUUCCAAUCGACUUAAUUUCAGCUUACAUGAGCAAAGGGAAACACACCUACACUGUACAAUGAAAAUAAACAGAGGAGCUGUGGGUUAACUUUUUAAAUCUUUUCAGUAAGUCUGUGUCACACUGCACAUGGAAAAUCAAAUACAAUAAAACUCUGCUCUCCACUCUC